This is a messenger RNA of Protomyces lactucae-debilis, 1750 nucleotides long. Its product is annotated as Alpha/Beta hydrolase protein. Lineage: Eukaryota; Fungi; Ascomycota; Taphrinomycetes; Taphrinales; Protomycetaceae. The transcript has a single exon. Bases 444 to 1421 code for a protein of 325 amino acids. The record is from RefSeq and is a predicted model, not a curated record. Gene Ontology annotation, molecular function: hydrolase activity.
CGAGUAUCUUGAUCUUUUGUCAGCCUUACACGCUCAUAAGUUCUACCGGAGACAGAUGAGGCUGUAUCGCGCGCCCGCCGCUCCCUGGCUGGUCGCUCUGCUGCACCAUCUGCAAGAGGAACCAUGGGGCCGUCUAAUUGAGCAGAUAACCUAGCACUGGACCUUGCACUGGCUCCGCUUGCCACUCUAUCAACUGCCCUCCUUUCCAUUGAUGAGCGCGACAUGGGCCUCACUGACCCGGGCCGUCCGCUAGAGACCGCAGGACCUGUUUCUAGGUUUGUUGUUCUUGUUACCUUUCUGGUCGCUUUCUUUUCGCGUCGUUGCCUGCACGUGUCUGAGAUCUCGAAAGACCCCGCAAUCAGGCCUAGGACGCAUCAGCUAUUGACUCUUGUACAGGACUUGAAAGCAAAGGGCCACCUCUAUCAGACUGCUCAAUACCGUCCAUGAUCGACCCAAAGCAAUUCCCGUUCAAGUCAGCCAAUUUGGCCGGCGUCCAGUACGGAUAUGUGGACUUGCCUGCAAAGGGCAAGCAAAUCGAUACCUGUGUGCUUGUUCAUGGCUGGCCCGACUCCUGGUAUGGCUGGAGGCAUCAGAUGCUGGCUCUCUCAGAAGCUGGCUAUCGCUGCUUGUGCAUCAGUCAAGUUGGAUUUGGAGCAGGCACAGAGAAUCCAACUGAUUUGAAGCAGUACACCUUCAAGGCUGUUGCCGGCCACCUCUCGGCGCUCCUCACAAUCAACAAGAUUCGCCGUGCCGUCUUCAUUGGGCAUGACUGGGGCGGCAUGGUUGCUUGGCGCAUGUACAACUAUUUUCCGAAGCAAGUCUCUGCACUGAUGGUCAUCUCCACACCCUACUACCCACCAGCAAAAGGCGCGUUUGUCAGUCUUGAAGGUCAGGCAAAGGCACUCAAGCAGUUUGCGUACCAAAUCUAUCUGGCUUCUGAUCAGCCAGCCAAAGAUAUCAAGACGCGUGCUGAUUUUGUCAAGUUCUUCAAUGCUGUGUAUGCGCCUGGCAAGGGCAUGAACACUGACUUUAUGAGACUUGCAAAGAUGGACAGCUACCCGGAAACAAGCAUGGUUCCACAGGAUGAAUUUGCAGUCAUGGUUGAUCAGUACUAUAAAAAUGGCAUCACACCAUCAACUGGUUGGUACAAGACCCGCAGGCUCAAUUACGAUGACGAUGUCAAUGACUUCAAGGGCAUUGAGCCGAAAGUGGAAGUCCCGACGUUGUUCUUUGCAACUGCUCUGGACCCUGUGCUCAAGCCUGAGCUAUCUAUUGGUAUGGAGAAGCAUAUCCCUAGGCUGACACGCAAGGUUAUCCAGACCGGACACUUUGGUCAGGUUGAGAAGCCAGACGAGGUGAAUCGUGAAAUGCUGGAGUUCUUGAAGCGGCUUGAGUUUGAAAAGAUGAGGCACUCCAUCUGACCUGUUCCAGGGGAGCUUUCGACUCGAAGCGUUCCGUGGAUUUCUUGAAACUGCAGACGUUUAUGACUAUGGCCUAUAGUUGACUGUAUCUCAUAGCUAUUUAAGAAGCCUACGAGAGCCAUGUAUCUUGGCGUUAAUGACCGAGUUGCCGGGGUCGACAUACCCUGCUGUGACUGCUCUAGACUUGUGGACGACUGAGGGAUCUCGGGAAGCCGCAGAAUCGAAGGUGGUGUUGCAAUUAAGAAGCCAGUCGAGGACUGUGACAGAAACUCUGAGUAAUUGAGAGAAUAGAAGGGGCUGAGGUUGAGCCCAAAUGGGCCAGCAUUUGG